UGGAAGGAAGUGCAGGGCUCGUGUUCGCGGGGAGCAAAAUCCAAUAUGGCGUGGCAGCCAGACCAAGACGGUCUCCAACAGAUUAUUCUCUUGUUGAAAGAAAGCCAAAGCCCGAAUACCGAAGUACAAAGAGCAGUGCAACAAAAACUCGAAUCUCUUAAUCAGUUUCCUGAUUUCAAUAACUACCUUAUUUUUGUGUUGACGAAAUUAAAAAGCGAAGAUGAGCCAACUCGCUCCCUCUCUGGCUUGAUCCUAAAGAACAACGUCAAGUCGCAUUAUCACUCUUUCCCAGAGGAAGUGAAGGAGUUUAUCAAGGCAGAAUGCUUGCAAGCCAUUGGAGAUCCUUCCCCCUUGAUUCGUGCCACAAUCGGCAUUCUCAUCACCACAAUUGCGGCCAAAGGCGACCUCACAAAUUGGCAGCAGCUUUUACCCACACUGUGUCAACUUCUUGACAGCGAAGACUAUAAUGUUUGUGAGGGCUCAUUUGGAGCUCUGCAAAAGAUCUGUGAAGACUCUGCUGAGCAACUAGAUAGCGAUGCUCUCAAUCGUCCACUAAAUGUGCUGAUACCCAAGUUCUUGCAGUUCUUUAGGCAUGCUAGCCCUAAAAUCAGGUCUCAUGCUAUUGCAUGUGUGAACCAGUUCAUAGUUAAUAGAACACAAGCUCUUAUGAUGCACAUUACUACUUUUAUUGAGAAUCUUUUUGCCUUGGCUGUAGAUGAAGACCCAGAGGUUCGCAAGAAUGUCUGUCGGGCACUGGUCAUGCUGCUGGAAGUCCGAGCUGAUCAGCUUAUCCCACAUAUGAACAAUAUUGUUGAGUACAUGCUGAUGCGCACACAGGAUAAGGAUGAGAGUGUAGCACUAGAAGCCUGCGAGUUCUGGCUGACUCUUGCUGAGCAGCCGAUCUGCAAAGAGGCCUUAACACCGCACAUGGCAAGGCUUGUACCAAUCCUUGUGAACGGAAUGAGAUACUCUGAAAUUGACCUAAUUCUUCUAAAGGCUGAUAAUGAGGAUGAUGAAGCUGUACCGGAUAGUGAGCAAGACAUCAAACCCAGAUUUCACAAGUCCAAGACUCACUCUCAACAGCAUGAAGAUGGAGAUGGUGAAAGUGAUGAUGGGGAAGACAUGGAUGAUGAUGAUGCACUGUCAGACUGGAAUUUGCGCAAGUGCUCUGCUGCUGGUCUGGAUGUCUUAGCCAAUGUGUUCCGUGAUGACUUAUUACCUGUCCUUCUACCAAUACUGAAAGACACCCUUUUUCACCCUGACUGGGAAUCCAAGGAAUCUGGUAUUCUGGUGCUGGGGGCCAUUGCAGAGGGCUGUAUCAAUGGCAUCGCACCACACCUACCAGAGCUAGUGCCCUUCCUCAUCAACUCUCUGUCUGAUAAAAAGGCCCUUGUGCGGUCCAUAACAUGCUGGACUCUCAGUCGGUACGCUCACUGGGUUGUCAGUCAGCCUCAUGAAGCUUAUCUGCAGAAACUGAUGACAGAGCUUCUAAAGAGAAUACUAGACAGCAAUAAGAGGGUGCAAGAAGCCGCGUGCAGUGCUUUUGCCACACUGGAAGAAGAAGCAUGCACAGAGCUUGUGCCUUAUCUUGGCUUCAUCUUAGAGACACUUGUGUUUGCAUUCAACAAGUACCAGCACAAGAACUUGCUGAUCCUCUAUGAUGCAAUUGGCACCCUGGCAGACUCUGUUGGGCACCACCUUAACAAGCCUGAGUACAUCACCAUGCUGAUGCCUCCUCUUAUCAAUAAGUGGAAUCAGCUGAAAGAUGAAGACAAGGACCUCUUUCCUCUGCUGGAGUGCUUGUCCUCCGUGGCCACAGCCCUCAGAUCAGGCUUCCUCCCGUAUGCUGGUCCUGUGUUCCAGCGGUGUGUCUCUUUGGUGGAACAAACACUGACGCAAUGCAUGAUGUCUCAGACACACCCAGACCAGUUUGAGCCACCAGACAAGGACUUCAUGAUUGUUGCGCUAGACCUGCUGAGUGGGCUAGCAGAGGGACUGGAAGACCAGAUUGAGCAGUUUGUGAUCAGGAGUAAUAUCAUGACCCUCCUCUUCCAGUGCAUGCAGGAUAAGAUGCCAGAGGUUCGGCAAAGCUCCUUUGCUCUUCUUGGUGACUUGACCAAGGCUUGUUUCCAACAUGUUAAGCCCUGUAUUGGGGACUUUAUGCCAAUUCUUGGCCAAAACCUCAACCCUGACUUUAUCUCCGUCUGCAACAAUGCCACAUGGGCAAUUGGCGAGGUGUCUGUCCAACUAGGAGGGGAUAUGCAGCCAUAUGUAUGCUUGGUACUCGCCCAGUUAAUCUCCAUCAUCAACAAGCCACACACCCCCAAAACACUACUAGAAAACACAGCAAUCACUAUUGGUCGCCUGGGGUUAGUUUGUCCGCAAGAUGUGGCUCCCUUGUUACCGCAGUUUAUUCGAAAGUGGUGUACGUCACUACGGAACAUCAGGGACAACGAGGAAAAGGACUCUGCUUUCCGUGGCAUAUGCAGCAUGAUAGGGGCCAACCCAGGUGGUGUCGUGCAGGACUUCAUUUUCUUCUGUGAUGCUGUCGCUUCAUGGGUCAACCCUAGUCCGGACCUCAAGGAGAUGUUUCUGAAGAUCCUCCAUGGGUUCAAGAACCAGGUUGGUGAGGAGAACUGGAAGCGGUUUGCUAGCGAGUUCCCUGGCCCGUUGCGGGAGCGCUUAGCGGCCAACUAUGGCGUCUAGUGCGGGAACUCCAAGCAGUCCCCCAAGGGAGGGAGGAUGUAGUCGCGUUGCAAGCCCAGUUAGGGACCGCCCGCCGUUCCCGCCUGGCUUCACGCCAAGUAUCUUGGUGUCUGUCCGUCGUCAUGUCAGUCAGUGUGUGUCUGUGUGCCCAUGCAGUGUCCACGGGGAGGGAUGUCGCGCAUAGCAUGACCAACUAAUUAUAUCAGCGUUGCGCUGCUGUGGUGCUAUUUACCGCCAUGCAACAUGGGGGAUGGGAUAGAUCUAGAGAACAAUACACUCGAGAAUUAUUACAUGUGCUUAGGGACUUUGUCGACGAUCUAAAGUGAUUCAGCCCGUGUCAAUGUCACGUGAUGUGCCGUGAUGACGUCAUGCGUUUGUGAUGUCACGUCAGUAGUAUCAGAUGUCUCGUUCUGGGAACACUCCUAAUAAUCAAUACUAGUAAGACACGGCAGAACAUGGCAAACCAAGUAAUACUACGCUUUGGUUUUAUUCAGUCAAUUUUUACACAAGAUCUUUUUUUAUUUUCUUUUUUUAUGACCAAAUUUUGACAAUGCAAUUUUGAACUCGAUCUUGAAAGCAGAGAUCAGUUCAAACAUUUUCACCCUAGAAUUCUCUUCGAGAAAGGGAGGUAGUCUAUGGCAUUUCGCGUUUGACUGCUUUGUGAGUUUUGGUGUGUUAUACCGGUGUAAUAGCGUCGUUUUUUUCUUGUUUAUACAGUAUUUAUGUUCUUAGUGUAUUUCAUCGAGUUAGAUCUAACGCGAAAUUCGUUUAGACUGCCAUUUACAACUUCUAUUUAUAAAAUGGCUUCGCCAAGACGCGAUUUAUUUUUUCAAGAGAGAAAAGAUGAAAUGCAGGUGUUACCCAGAGUCAAGCAUCUGUAAUGUAUUUGUAUAGCUUUAUAAAAGAAUAAUUAAUAAAUAAAGUAACGUGACGUGUUAGCGUGACGUGUUGUGUUGCGUGACGUGGUGUUGUCACUGUGUCGUACCUUUCGGUGGCCAGUAAUCCGCUAACGCAAUCCUGUGCCCGCGUGACGUCCAUCUGAAAACCUUGCCAAUUUUUUUCUUUUCUUUUUUAACUGGGAAAGGUGGACUGAAAAGCCAGCUAUUUUAGUGGCUAUCCUCUUGUGUGACAAUCAGCAAUGUUAGUCUCCUAGGCGGCCGCUCUUAGUUCUGUCUGACACAUUGAGUGGUCGCUUCAGGCGGCUUCAUAUGAGACUACGAAAAUGGGAUGUCUUCUUAGUGAGCAUAAAAACACAGAAAAGGGUCAUGCCCCGCUUCAUCUGCACAAGCAGGUCUCUUGCCUCUAUUGGCAUACGAAUCCCUAUCACGUUUUACCCCUUUCUAUUUACUCGAGGCGUAAACUGAAAAAUUUUCGUCGUCGGGCACAGGAAUGCACUAACUAUGACACUGCUUUACCGAUAACCUGCCUUACGAACUAUGCGCAUGACAAGCGCCAGUCCACGGAACCUCAAGCAUGCAUGAUGACAAAUCACCGCGCGCUCUGGUGUCGCGCUGUUCAGCCUGGGAGUUGGGUAGAGUCUAGAGACCAUAGGCAAUAAAUGUCCUAACCAGUACUAGGUCAGUGUGAUAGUUCCGUGAGGAGCAAUUGCAUGCUGCGAGAAUCAAGCUUAGGCUAGAGUAUACUUCAAAAAGGGUGAAUAGGGAGUCGUUUACCCGAUGAGAUUUAGUUUUCACAUUUUCUUCCGCACCAGCAGUUAAUGUUCAAAGCGCUUGUUUACGUGGAAAACAGUUUUUUUUAAUAGGUUAAUUAUUAUCCAUGAGCUGUAUUCAAUGCAAAUGCGUGCAAAAAAAAGAUGAAACAAUCGACUCGAUUGUUCCCAGAAAGCAGGUUAACGCUAACCCAACCCAGAGAUAGCCGUAUUUAUUCCUGGGUUAGUGCUAACCUGCUUUCUGAGAACCGGCCUCUGAUCACCAGGCUCUAAAACCUAAAUUCACACUCGUUCAAAUAAAAAGAGCAAAAACCUGCAUUGCCUCGUUUUCAGAUGGAGGCCCAGCCUCCCUUGCGGUUUUUAUCCAGACUCGACCCAGACUCCCAGCGACACUUCUCGGUACGCGCGCCAAUAAGACAUUUAAGCCCUGUGCAAACUGCGCAAGCACCGGCCAGCAUUGCUUGCGAAUUCUUGCUCGAUUGACCACAAGACAUAGGAAAUGACAGAAAGUCCAUUUCCCAUUUUCGACAUUUUUCUUGUCCUAUAGUCAGUUGAGCGAAAAUUCGCCAGCAAUGCUGGCAGGUGCUGGUGCAGUUUGCACGGGGCUUUAUACGCGAAACAUUGCAGCAUUUCGCAAUAAUCCACAGGCGCCCGUUACGCCUCAUCAAGCUGGUCUUGUGUGCUGGCUUUUCUAACAAAAAUUCCGCUGGUUCGGAAUUAAUUUUUUUUGUUACAAAAUGUCCUCGUAAAUUUUAGCACCUUUUUUGAAUUUCGGAAUAUAAUUUUAAUAGUAAAGUAUAUUUUAUAUAACAAAUAAUGGCCCAGAAACUAGGAUAUGAAUGUGGGAAAUGUGUAUUUUCAUUUGACAUGUUGUAUCUUAUAAAAGUAGAGUAUGUAUUAAAUGGAAUAAAACAUCGUUUAUAUGUGCA
Nematostella vectensis (starlet sea anemone) is the source of this 5304-nucleotide messenger RNA. RefSeq names its product transportin-1. The record is from RefSeq and is a predicted model, not a curated record. Gene Ontology annotation, biological process: protein import into nucleus. The transcript is spliced from 24 exons. The coding region runs from base 46 to 2706 and encodes 886 amino acids. Lineage: Eukaryota; Metazoa; Cnidaria; Anthozoa; Actiniaria; Edwardsiidae. Gene Ontology annotation, molecular function: nuclear import signal receptor activity; small GTPase binding. Gene Ontology annotation, cellular component: nucleus; cytoplasm.